CGCGCGCCCGCCUAGAAGGCGCCGGACGGCUGGGCGGAGGGUAGGUUCGUGUGCGGCGACCCUCGCGGGAGUAAGAUGAACGGGACGCGGAGCUGGUGCACCUUGGUGGACGUGCACCCCGAGCGCCCGACUGCGGGCAGCGUGGACAUUCUCAGGCUGACUCUACAGAGUGAACUGACAGGAGAUGAACUUGAACACUUAGCCCAGAAGGUGGGCAGGAAGACCUAUGCCAUGGUGUCUAGCCAUUCAGCCAGUCAUUCCCUGGCCUCAGAACUGGUGGAGUCCAAUGAUGGACAUGAGGAAAUCAUUAAGGUGUACCUGAAGGGGAGGUCUGGAGAUAAGAUGGUUCACGAGAAGAAUGUCAACCAACUGAAGAGUGAGGCCCAGAAUUGCCUGCAGAAGUUCCAGGAGGACAUAAGUAGCAAGCUUGACAGAGAUCUAGGAGCUUCUCUUCAUGGUCAGGAACUACAGGUGGUGUUAGAAAAGCCAAAUGGAUUAAAUCCAGGCCCCACGACCCUGUAUAGCAGCCCACCUGAGGUCGACGGCUAUAUAAAUGAAGAUGUCAAGAGCUUGAGGAAGACCGUGCAGGACCUACUGGUCAAGCUGCAGGAGGCUGAGCGGCAGCACCAGUCAGACCGUGUGGCUUUUGAGGUCACACUCAGCCGGUACCAGAGAGAAGCAGAACAGAGUCAAGUGGCCCUUCAGAGAGCGGAGGACAGAGUGGAGCGGAAGGAGGCAGAUGUCGGAGAGCUCCAGAAGCGCUUGCUAGGCAUGCAGGCGGAGCAUCAGGCCUUACUGGUGAAGGUUAGGGAAGGGGAAACAGCCCUGGAGGAACUUCGGAUCAAGAACACUGACUGCCAGGCAGAGCGAGAGAAGGCUGCUAACCUGGAGAAGGAAGUGGCUGGGUUACGGGAGAAGAUCCACCACUUGGAUGACAUGCUUAAGAGCCAGCAGCGGAAAGUCCGGCAGAUGAUAGAGCAGCUCCAGAAUUCAAAAGCUGUGGUCCAGUCAAAGGACACCACCAUCCAGGAGCUUAAGGAGAAAAUCGCCUACCUGGAAGCAGAGAACUUAGAGAUGCAUGACCGGAUGGAACACCUGAUAGAAAAGCAAAUCAGUCAUGGCCACUUUAGCACCCAGACCUGGACCAAGACCGAGAACCUGGGCAGUGGGAGGAUAUCCAAGCCCCCCAGCCCGAGUAAGCCCAUGCCUCUCAUCCGAGUGGUGGAAACAUGAGCGAAGGAGCCGAACACUGCUGCUGCUGCCGCCGCCUCUCGCCUGUGGAGAAGCCCAAAACCCCUGUAGGCCGUUUCCCCGACUUUGACUUCCUGACUAGUCCCUGGCUACGCUGAGGGCUUUUGGUUCAUGCAUCCUGCUGUUUCCAAACUCCUGUCCCUGGGAUGCUGGGCCGACAGAGGAUGAACAGCUCCUGGUCGCUACAGCCCUUGGGAGGACGUGAACCCACCAGCAAGAGCCAGGGCAAUAUCCUUAUUUUCUCGUUCCUGUUUUUCUCUGUAGUGGAGCCUCCCUUCUCUUGUAGCCUGGGGUCAGCUGCCUCCAAACCCACCCCCUCGCUGGGUCAGGAGAGGUGACAAUAUUUGCCUCCCCCUAAGAGCCAGAGGCACCGAUGUCCACCUCACUGGGAGGGAGUCCCGGGGGAAUGAAAUUCCCUCUACAAACACAGAUCAGUUCUUAGUAACACAUUGUUUGUUUUUCUACUUGCUCCACCCUCAGCCCUGCCACCCAGGCCUGCAGAUUGACAUGGGGGACCUGUCAUGGCCUGGGCCAAGUCAGUGAGCCUCAGCUUUGACUGGCCAGCCUGGUCCUCCUGGGAGAAGGAAAUGUACAUUCCAGGAGUAGCUCUUAGUGGACAGAUACUGUAGGGCCAAGGAUAGUCGUGUGUGACUUCUCUCUGCUGGGAAGGCUCCCAACAUCUUUUCGGGUUUCCUCCUAAGAUGCAGUGAGUGCAAGAUACACCUCAGUCUUCUUGCUCAAGAGCCUAAAAACUGUUUUCGCUGGGUUAUAUCAAUCUUUGUGAAACUCUGAUUGUAUUUAUUUUACUAAAUUAUUGGUGCUUUUCCAUACAUCCCACAAUUGAUUUAAUACCAGAGUCUUACAGCCUUCUCUUGUGGUGUUUGGAUUUGCUCCAUGCUGAGAAAAAUGUGUUCCCAAUGGAAGUAAACCUUUUUCUUUUUCUUCUGCCUGCUUCUCUUCCUUCCUCCUCCAAACCUGAUCUGACCCUCAGGAGGGCAAGCAUAUUUACCCUGAGGCUUUGGAGUCUGACGGUAUGUUGUCUGGGGGAAAGGGGUGAUCAGGACUCUUUGGGGGGAGUGAUUGAAUUCUUCCCCUAAACCCUCUGCACCCUCUGCUCCACAAUCACUCUGUGUUCCUGGCUCUGAGUGACCCUGACACUCAUCGUGUUUUCCUUAGGGCUCUUCCUGCAGCCUCCAGAAGGAGAUAACCAUCAGAAUGUGGUAUUGUGGGGCACAGAAACAUUCAGAGUAAACAUGGAUCAAGUCUUCAGGUUCUAUUUGGCUCAAAACCUAGAAGCCUGAUCUCUGUGUGUUGUGUAUCAGGACGGGGCUGACGUGUUGGCACUGUCCAGAAUGCUGUUCUGGUGUUCCUCACCCACAUUCCUCAUCUGUAAAAUGAGGGGAUCAGACCAGAUGAUUUCGAUAGGCCCUCUGGUUCUGAUGUUUUUUUCCCAUGGCAUAUUCUUUGUAUGGCAAACUUAAUAAAAUUGUUAAUGUGUCUCUUU
Molecule: messenger RNA, 2755 nt
Organism: Nyctereutes procyonoides (raccoon dog)
Lineage: Eukaryota; Metazoa; Chordata; Mammalia; Carnivora; Canidae
Gene: TUFT1
Product: tuftelin 1
Exons: 13
Coding region: 76-1233 (385 amino acids)
Biological process (GO): intracellular signal transduction
Cellular component (GO): intracellular anatomical structure; I band
Source: RefSeq, a predicted model, not a curated record